AUGGUCGCAUGCCCAAUCUGCGGCAAAUCUGUCAAACAAACCACGAUCAACGACCACAUCGAUUCCAACUGCACCGAGUACAUUGAGAGUGAAAGCAAUUCUACACCCGGGGCGGGCAAAUUCUUCAAGACGCCUGUCGCCAAACGUGAUGCUUUCUCCUUCUUUUCGUCCUCCCAGCCAAUACCAUCUCCUAGCGAUACUCGACCGCCUGCUGCCAUAGCAGCGAAACGACCAUUCGCACCCACUUCGACGCAGCAACAACCCAAUGGACACCCCGUUAUGAAGAAUGAGGAGACAGGCACAUCUCACCAUGGUAUUGAAGCAGCUGCACCUCAGAGCAAAAGGCCCAAACACAACCCCUUUGAAAAAGCAGCCCCGCUAGCAGAACGUAUGCGUCCUAAAACCCUAGAUGAAGUCUGUGGACAGGACCUGGUCGGCCGCGAUGGCGUGCUACGAGGACUGGUCGAACAAGACCGCGUCCCUAGCAUGAUUCUCUGGGGUGCCGCAGGGACAGGAAAGACGACCAUUGCGCGCGUUAUAGCUGGAAUGGUUGGCUCGCGCUUCGUCGAGAUCAACAGUACAUCUUCUGGGGUGACGGAGUGUAAGAAGAUCUUCGCAGAAGCCAAAAGCGAACUGGCCCUCACGGGUCGCAAGACAAUCAUAUUUUGUGACGAGAUCCACAGAUUUAGCAAGAGCCAGCAGGACGUUUUCCUCGGUCCGGUCGAAGCUGGACAUGUUACGCUGAUCGGCGCCACGACCGAGAACCCUAGCUUCAAGGUGCAGAACGCUCUCCUUUCGAGGUGUCGGACGUUUACAUUGCAGAAACUCACCGACCAGAAUAUUUGCGACAUCCUUCAUCGGGCGCUGGAAGCCGAAUGGAACAAUUACAGUCCCUCUCAACUCGUCAAUGACGAGUUGAUCAGAUACCUCGCCGCCUUUGCUGACGGCGAUGCCCGCACGGCCCUCAACCUCUUCGAGUUAGCUAUGGACAUCUCUCGUCGACCCGGCAUGACUCUGGUGGAUCUAAAGCAAUCGCUCACAAAGACGCUCGUCUACGACCGAGCCGGCGACCAACACUACGACACUAUAUCCGCAUUCCACAAAUCUGUACGCGGCUCCGACCCUAACGCAGCGUUGUACUAUCUGGCGCGCAUGCUCCAGUCUGGAGAAGACCCACUGUACAUUGCGAGGCGGAUGAUUGUGAUCGCGAGCGAGGAUGUCGGAUUGGCGGACAACUCGCUCCUCCCGCUCGCGACCGCAGCAUAUACAGCUUGUGAGAAAAUUGGCAUGCCUGAAGCGAGAAUCAACCUUGCUCAUGUCACUGUGGCGUUAUGUCUUGCUCCCAAAUCGACGAGGGCGUACAGGGCUCUUGUGAAUGCAAUGCACGCUCUUGAAGAGCCCGGAAUUGCAGGUCUGCCGGUUCCCAUCCACCUAAGAAACGCGCCGACCCGGUUAAUGAAAGAAUUGGGCUACGGGAAAGAGUACAAAUACAAUCCGGAUUAUGUUGAUGGGAAGGUUAAGCAAGAUUAUUUGCCUGACAAGUUGAAGGGCAGAGAGUUUCUCGAGGAAAGAGAUUUGGGGGAGAAUAUCGAUGAUGAUUUACUAGAGGAAGCAGGAUCAACGGAGAAUGGCAAAGUCGCCAAUGGAGAGAAUGGAAACGGAUGA
Messenger RNA from Cladophialophora psammophila CBS 110553, 1665 nucleotides. RefSeq names its product ATPase. Lineage: Eukaryota; Fungi; Ascomycota; Eurotiomycetes; Chaetothyriales; Herpotrichiellaceae. Gene Ontology annotation, molecular function: single-stranded DNA helicase activity; ATP hydrolysis activity; enzyme activator activity. Bases 1 to 1665 code for a protein of 554 amino acids. Gene Ontology annotation, cellular component: nucleus. The transcript has a single exon. The record is from RefSeq and is a predicted model, not a curated record. Gene Ontology annotation, biological process: DNA repair; regulation of DNA repair; DNA-templated DNA replication.